AUGCAGAAACAAUUACUUUGUUUUCUUUCAGACUUAGACGAGUGCGCAACUAACACCCAUUCUUGCGAUGCAAAUGCCUAUUGUAACAAUACAAUUGGAUAUCAUAACUGUACCUGUUUUUCUGGGUACAAUGGAACUGGUUUACUUUGCAGUAGUGAGUAUAUGCAGUAAACGUGGGUUUCACUAUAGAAAGCAUUACUAGCUAAGCUGUUAUUUGGAAUGAGCAUUUACCUCGAUCCUAGUCAACAUCUUAAACGAAAUGCUCAAUCAUACGUGCCGUCACAUUCUAAAAUAAAACAUCUAGGAGCGGUCUUUGUGGUUGUAUGGACAUUAAGUGGCCUAGUGGCCUUUACUUUUACAAUGGACGCUUAAUACUGAACUCAGUAGUAUCAGAUUCAGAGAUUUCGAGAGUACUGAAGUUAAUUAGAAGGCUCGAACAUCAUACUACUGCUUGCGAAAUUAUUUUGGAAAAUUGAAAAGGAAGCCGAAAAUUCAAGAAGAUGGAUCAAAAAUGAUGGUUAUACUGAAUUAUCGCACAUGCGUUACGCCAGGAAGCUUCACCAAUUGACGUAACUACCUUAGCGUGCUUCGAGGCUUCGAAUCUGACAUUACUUUGAUAAUUUCAUUUUCAAAGGUGUGUGAACUACCUUAGUUUGAGCGGGUAUGUAAGUUUUAAAAAUGUAUUAUUCGCUCUUUAUGAAAUAAGAACAACCGCCGGAUUUCAGCCUCUAAAACUCAGAUCCGAUACAUAACAGGGCUAUUAUUCAAUCACAGAAUUGCUGGUAAAUAUUUGAAAUGCUUUCAUCACUAGUAAAAUAAUUGUGUCAUCCUCUUUAGACAUCAACGAGUGUACAACAGACGCCGAUGACUGCGAUCCCAAUGCACUUUGCAUUGAUACCGAUGGAUCGUUUAAUUGCACCUGCAGUUCUGGAUACACUGGUAACGGAACGUCAUGUACUGGUAAGUAUAAUUAAGUGUUAAUUUUAUUGCCUUUUUCAUUUUUUUAAAAAGUUACACCUGUUAGGGGAAACUUAACAAUUUAACUUAACAUUUUUUUUUACAGUUUGUUUUGUUAUUAUAAAGUCAAACUCCACCCCACCUUCCAGCCGCCGUCUCUUCACGAACGCCUGUCUUUUACGGAGAGCCCUCUUUUAUCCCAUGUUCUGUUUCCUUGGUUCCCGUUAUAAGGAGGUUUGACUGUAUUUAAGGGAGUUGGCAGAAACAUAUUUCUUGUAGAGCAGUUCUCUUAUAAUAAUUUAAAGUCUUGAGUGCUGAUUAAUGCAAAGGUGAAACUUACUUGUUUCUUGUAGACCUUGACGAAUGUGACACAGGCGUAGAUUCAUGUGAUGCCAACGCUUUUUGUAAUAACACCAUUGGGUCUCACAACUGUGCUUGUUAUUCUGGCUACACAGGAAAUGGAACAACAUGCACUGGUGAAUAUUCAACUGUUUAGUUUCAUAGUUUGACAUUCGCACAAGCUAUGUACCAUUGCCCUUUCUAAAUGAUUUUACAGUAAUUCUUUGUUUCUGUUUUUUCUUUUAACAGGAUAAUUAUUUUAGCUUUUACAUAAAGUACCCAACUCUUGUUUUUUUUUUUUUUGUUGUUGUUGUUGUUGUUUUUUUAAGCUUUGGUACUGUUCAAUGUUUACUAUUCAAUGCUAACUAUUAAUUAAUGAUGAGAUAUGGUGACAUUAGUGAUAUAAGUCAUUACUGCACCAAAAAAAUAAAUAUCAAGACGCACCCGCCCAAACGUCUGUUUUAUAAGCUGUCUUCCGAUUAACUCUAUAAUAAGUAAGAUAAUGUUUUCCCUCUCCCGAAAGGUCCGCCUAACGCUUUUAUCUCUGUAUAGACAUUAACGAGUGUUCAGACGACAGCGAUAACUGUGAUGUCAACGCUAAUUGUAACAAUACUGUGGGUUCCUACAACUGCACUUGUAACCCUGGAUAUACCAGAAAUGGAACAACAUGCACAGGUGAAUAUUUUGUUUAUUUUUCCCCAGAUUUAGACUCGGUAUGAUGUAUAUCAAUUUGUGUAUGAAGACUUUAAGAACAAUACUAGACUACCGUCUCACAUUCAUAUGAAUGAUGACAUAAAGGAUGCAAAAAUGUGUCAAAUUUUACGUCAGUAACCUUUACAAAAAUAGUGUGUUGAAAUCUAUUUUGCACACAUUUUUGAAGGCCGAUUAUUUUUUUAUAAGAACUGUUACCCAGUAAUUAGAGAGGUCCUAACCCAGACAAAAAGAAGAAAAGAAAUAAAAAAGGAAUCGAAAGAAAGAAAGGGAGAAAGAAAAGAAAAAAGUAAGGAAAAGAAAGAAAGAAAUUGGGAGGUGCAGAUCUCAGUUAAUCCAACGAUUGCAUCACAUUUUACUUUUCCAACGUUUAUUAGAACAGCUAGUGCGGGGCUUAAUUGGGAAAGAGGUUUCUUGUUAAGUAAAUAACUCUAGUCUUCGGUUUGUAUUCAUUCUAAGCUGAUUUAAUUUACCUUUCAGACGAGGAUGAGUGUGCACUCGGCACCGAUUCAUGUGACGUCAAUGCUUACUGUAAUAACACCUUGGGGUCCUAUAACUGUACUUGUUACCCUGAAUAUGCUGGAAAUGGCACCUCAUGCACAGGUAAAUUUAUGUUUAUUUGAUUUUUACUCAGUUUGCAAUGUCCUUUUUCAUGUUGUUUGUAUUCUGUAGUUUGUACCCGCAGCUGUUUUAGGCUGUAAGGGUUACAUUUUGUGACGAGGUCGAGUUGCAGACCGUCACCGGAUUUUGUUGGAUGCUGUUUUAGUUGAUCGGUUAUGUUUAAGUCCCUUCGUCUGUCUAUCAGUCUGUCUGUCGGGCUGUCUAUCUGUCUGUCCGUGAGUCCGUCAGUCUGCCUGUCUUUCUAUCCGUCUAUCUGUCUCUCUUUUCGUCUGUUUGCCUCUCUGUCUAUGGAACAUUGCUUAAACAGCUCUGAUCAGCUUUUUCUCUGCUGUAUUCACUUUCCCCUUCCCUAUUAAACAACGGUCGCAUGAAGGCAAAACCAAGUUACUAUAAAUGGCUGCGUUCACUGUACAUUAUUCCCCUUCUUCCCAAAAUGUAACCCCGAUACUGGUGGCCAGUACUGUGAGUCUCCAGGCUAACAAGGUUUAGCAACUUCAUUUCCAAAGAGGGCGGGAGUAUCAGACAGACAGGCAGACGACUCAAACCAAUCCUAUUGAUUCUCUCUGACUUUUUGGGGAAGUCCAUGAUCAUAGAAUAUUAUAUUGCCUAUUAGGAUCGAAUCAUAACUAUAACAAAAUUCUGAAAUCUGAUUGGCUAUCAACUGCCCUGAUUUCAGCCUUAAUUGGACAAUUUAAUAAGACAGUACGCAUCAUGCCUAAGUAAUUAGACAGUGCGCGCCAUCACGCGCUCGCUUAAAUGGCUUUAUACACUACUAGCAAAAAAAUUGGAAUUUAUUCCAAUUUAAGGACCUUGUAUAUCACAAAUUUUGUUAAAGUUAUGAUUAAUUGGUAACAGAACUUCGUGUUGUCCAAUUCUGUCUGUAAUCAUACUCGUGAUUAAACAAAUUAGUUAAUCACUCGUAUGAUUACAGACCGAAUUGGACUCCACUCCGUCCUGUUACCAUUACGUAUAAUCUGAUAUGAGUUAGUUACACCCUCGAGGCUAUAGUACUGGUUUUGUAAGCAACUCUAAAUUCUUUAUUUGAGGGCUUUCUUGAAAUUUUCUUUUUAGACAUUGACGAGUGUGCAAACAACACCGACAACUGUGAUGUCAAUGCUUACUGUAACAAUACCGUAGGGUCCUAUAACUGUACUUGUUACCCUGAAUAUACUGGAAAUGGAACGAUUUGCAUUGGUGCGUAAAUUUUGUUAUCUUGGUUUUCAAUGAAUAAAUAGCUAUUUCACUGAAGACAGUUUACCAAAAACUUAUUUACAUUGGAAUUAUAGCUUGGCCUUAUGACUUUAAUUUAGUCCAUUUUAGAUACAUGGUGUACGACACAUCUUUUCAAUUGUCUUAAUUUGGAAAAGGGAAAAGCGAACAAUCUAAGACUCUUUCCCAAAACACCUAGUUCCUUCACCUCUGUAUAUUAUUACAGACAUUUGGGUUUACUUCACUCGAAAUCAUAUCAUAAAUUAUAAAAUGAAUAAGAUACAUGUCUGAAAGUAGAAGUCAAUGCUCUGUAAUUGUAAAAUAUUACUGUUAAUACGUGAAGAAAUAUUUUGGCAGAGAAAUGCAUGGAAGUAAUUCAUGUUGCAAGAGAAGCCUUAGCAAUAACAAAAAAUAAAGAACUUCAUCAAUCGGGAAAACGUAGGACCCCGCGGGACCUCCGCGUUAACAGUGUGAUACUGGAAUUAAACAAGCGAUGAAGGUGAUGGUAGUGGGUGGGGUAUCAGACCCAAUGCUAACUAAGGCCGAGAGUUCUUAAUAUUCCAGUUGCGAAUUAAAAAUUACCACUGAAUACAAACAUUAACAACAAAUUUGUACAGGGUUAGCCCCGACGUAAAGUAAAAUAUUCAAAAAUUCCGGCAAGUAAGUGUUUGAAAUUUGAAUAUACACAAUAGACAGAGUAAUAAAUAGGUCUUUUUCCCGUUGGAAUUUGUGAUUAAAUUACUUCAGAUGGAGGCUAAGCCUGUAAAAAAUGCGUCUUUGCUUCUUUAAUUUAGCGGUCAUAGCGAAUUGGAAACUGGACUAUUAGUUAAAAAAGGGCUUGGAUCAUUUUACGUUUCUGGGAAACUUCCCACCUACCCCUCCCCUAAGCCAACAUUAAUACUUUCCUCUUACUUAGGGCAAAAUAUUGGCUUAGGGGACGGGUAGGUCCAACUUUUUCAGUUACAAAUAUCUGUUUUUCUCACGAAGCAGGUAUAACCUCACCUUAUAGCACGGGUAAAUAGCCCUAUACGGUCUAAAACCCUCGUAAUUUAAAGAAUCCUUCAUAAAAGAAAUACUGAGUCCAGAGUAGGCGAAUCAUUUCAACAAAUAUAAACCUCAAAGUCGGUACAUAACUUUGUUUUCCAUCAGCUGAGUUGAUACAAUAGACUGACCACCUAAGCAGAAGCUGACAAAAUAUUAGUUCAUUGUCACGGAAUUGUGGGAUAUGUGUGGUUUAUAUACCUGAUGUUAGAGCUAUUAUAAUUGUGCAUUGUGGGAAUAUGGUAACGUAAAAAACAGGAAUAAAUAAGUUCUAUGAAAAGCGUUUGUUGAUUCCGUGGGGAUGCAGGGUGUCGAUUUAAAAGAUAAAAUUUUUUGCUAGACUUUUAAGCGCUGCUUUCCUUGUUGUCUUGGUGAAGAGAGAACUUACCUUUUAGAGAAUGGUUGACUAUAUAUGUACCCCUAAUUACAGUUACCUCCUAAUAACCCAAGAGGCAGAGCAUCGGCAUUCAAAAUCUUUUUUAGCGGCUCACGAUGGCCACUAGAGGAAGAUCCUGGAGCCAUAAUAACCUCUCUGCUCCCCAAAGGUCACAUAAAGGUAAAACGAGUAGCUGUAAAUAGUUGUGUUCACUGUACAUUAUUUUUCUACCUCUUAAAAUCCACCCCGCUUGCCUUCCCACCCAGCCCUCCCCCAACCUCUUAAAAAAUGUGUCCUGGGUGGCAGCCGGCGACAAGGUUUAGAGAAUUAUUUCCAAAGAGGGUGUGGCUUACAUAGGGCACAUGACUCAAACCAAUCCUAUUAGUUCCCCUUUCGUUACAAGAACAUUACCUCUAACGUUAUUACCCUAUAACAGUUUAGUUCUCGUGGCUAUAGUUCCGCCGGGUUUCGUAAGUAAUCAACUUAAAAUCUUAAUUCUUUUGACAGUUCAGUAAUUUUUAGUUUUUCUUUUCAGAUUUUGACGAGUGUGCAACAGGCAGCCAUAUCUGUGAUAUCAAUGCGUACUGUACCAAUACCGUAGGUUCCCACAACUGCACUUGUGAUACUGGAUACACUGGAAAUGGAACGACUUGCAUUGGUGUGUAGAUUUUUGGUCCGGG
Porites lobata is the source of this 5934-nucleotide messenger RNA. The record is from the annotation of a GenBank genome assembly. Lineage: Eukaryota; Metazoa; Cnidaria; Anthozoa; Scleractinia; Poritidae.